AUGCUGUCACUCUCGACAGACGUCCAGCGCGACUUUGAUUCGCUCGUCACUCCGACGACGUUCGUCUCCCAGCACUCGUCCUCGCUCCCUCACACCGUCCCGCUCACCGACUACACCUCGCACGCCUUCCCUACCAUGCCCGACACACUCUACGACCCCGCCUCGCCCACUCCGGACACCCUCCUGCUCAACUGGCACGCCGCCGCCUCGUCCGACAUCGACACCUCGGUCUACUCGUCCCACUCGUCCUCGCCCGCAACCAGCUUCAGGUCCACCCCGCCCGCGCAGAGUCCGAUGGAGGACAAGGCUUACGUCGUUGCAGCUGGGCUGGAGGAGGACCCGUUCGAGGGGUUUGCGUUCGCAGAGUCGUUGCGCCCGUUCGACGCGCUCACAAACCCGCCCAAGUCGGCUUCGCAGCACCUCGAGGCUCUCGUCCCUGAGUCGCUCCAACCGCCGUCACUCGUCGACGCGCUCAAACAGCCAACGACGACGACGACGACGACGACGACGGGCGACAUGUUCAGUGCUGCCAUGGCCGCGGGAGAGGCGACGACCGUCUUUGCCGCGCUCGACCAGCAGCACACGUUCGCCAACUCGCUCGACUACGGCGCUCAACCGUUCACCGGAUCGCACGGGAUCAACGCACAGCAGCAACAGGGACACGCCCAGCAGUACUCGUUCGUCCAGAGCGCGCCGCCCUCGUCACUCGACUUCCCGCCCGCCCUCGCGCAGCACCCACCCGCUCCGCCGGCGCAGCUGCAGCACGGGUUCUACAGUCCCCAGCCGAGCGCGUACCCUCAGCAGCAGCAACAGUCGUUCCAGUUCGUCGCCAACCCGUCCCAGCCGCAGCCCUACGUCCCCGUCCAGUUCACCACCCUCAACGGCGCGACUUACGCCGUCGCCGUGCCCGUCUCGUCACAGACUCCGCAGGCCAUCGAGACGCCCCAUGGGACGUACUACUUUGUCCCGUCGAGCUUGCCGCCGGUUCAGCAGCAGCAGCAGGCGCCGAUGCCGCAGACGACGCAGGCCUCUCCUCCCGAGCCGACGCCGACGCACGCCCCGACGCAAGGCCUGACGACGCGCUCGAUGGCGGGCGGACGUCCCAAGCGCGCGCCGCUCACCUCGUCGUCGAUCGUCGUCCCCUCGGGCACGCACGCCGCCGUCCAAGCCGCCACGAACGCCGCUCUCGCAGUCGCCAACGUCGCCACGCUCUCGUCUCAGCAAAAGAUCCGCCUCCCCGUCGGACAGGGAAAGAAGGGUUCGACGAAACGUCACCCGCCGAAGAAGGAGCAGCCGAAACGAUUCGUCUGCCCUCACCCCGGCUGCGGACGUCCCUUUACUCGCAACUUCAACAUGCAGAGUCACUACAAGAGUCACCUCGGCAUCCGCGAAUUCGACUGCCCCGCCUGCCCGAAGAAGUUCUCGAGGCGCCACGACCGCGCGAGGCACUGCGCUGCCGUGCACGAGUUGUUUGUCGAUCGCGAGGGAGAUGCGUUGAGUCGCGAGCAGAGCGAGGAGGCUGAGGACGACGAGUAUGCUGUUCGUGCGUCGGGCUAG
Molecule: messenger RNA, 1557 nt
Organism: Rhodotorula toruloides NP11
Lineage: Eukaryota; Fungi; Basidiomycota; Microbotryomycetes; Sporidiobolales; Sporidiobolaceae
Product: zinc finger, C2H5-type domain containing protein
Exons: 3
Coding region: 1-1557 (518 amino acids)
Cellular component (GO): nucleus
Source: RefSeq, a predicted model, not a curated record